AUGAGUCAAACAUCAAUUGAGUUGCGAGCUCGCGAAGAAGGAUCCUCACAAGCUGAAGAUCUGGAUCUCACUAGUACCCAUGAAUUCUCUUCACUACCGCCCGUAGAUGGUGGCAAAGAUGCUUGGUUCUUCCUUGCAGCUUCAUUCAUGGUUGAAGCUUUGACUUGGGGCUUUCCGUUUGCAUUUGGUGUCUUUCAGGAUUACUACAGUACCAAUGCACCUUUUGAAGGGUCAUCAGCUAUUGCUGUGAUUGGUACCUGCGCCAUGGGAAUUAUGUAUCUCGGUCUCCCAUUUGUUAUGACCCUUCAACGUCUCUACCCAAAGCAAAGCCGCUGGUCUCCAAUGAUAGGACUCUUUAUCAUGGCAUACUCUACGCUAUAG
Fusarium poae is the source of this 381-nucleotide messenger RNA. RefSeq lists its product as uncharacterized. The record is from RefSeq and is a predicted model, not a curated record. NCBI's taxonomy places the organism in Eukaryota, Fungi, Ascomycota, Sordariomycetes, Hypocreales, Nectriaceae. The coding region runs from base 1 to 381 and encodes 126 amino acids. The transcript has 4 exons.